This is a messenger RNA of Hemicordylus capensis (graceful crag lizard), 2746 nucleotides long. RefSeq names its product forkhead box A3 (gene FOXA3). The record is from RefSeq and is a predicted model, not a curated record. Gene Ontology annotation, molecular function: DNA-binding transcription factor activity, RNA polymerase II-specific; RNA polymerase II cis-regulatory region sequence-specific DNA binding; transcription factor binding. Gene Ontology annotation, biological process: cell differentiation; anatomical structure morphogenesis; regulation of transcription by RNA polymerase II. The transcript is spliced from 2 exons. The coding region runs from base 406 to 1665 and encodes 419 amino acids. NCBI's taxonomy places the organism in Eukaryota, Metazoa, Chordata, Lepidosauria, Squamata, Cordylidae.
GACUCAGGACGCCCAACAGUAGCGGUGGUCAGAACACGCGUCACGGAAAACCUCCCGCCAAGAGACACAACGGACGCUGCGUCCCAAGAUUGGACGGAUCGUCUCACUCCGUUCUACGCCAUGGAAGCCUGUUGACUCCGUGCGUUUCUGGGCAGUCAUCUGUUUUCGAACUGCUGCCACACAUUUUCAAAAAAGGCAGAAAGUGAAAUUUUGCGUCAGACUGAAUUGCCAUUUGCGUUGGUGGGUAGAGUCAGGCCCAUUUCUAAAAAAGAAAAUAGUUCUUUUUGAGAAGAAGAAAACAUUAUCUCCCCAAAGAAAGGGAUUUCAGGAUUUCAUUUCAAGAAAAGGGGGGGCGGGGAAACAAGAAGCACAAAGGUUUUUAUUUUUUAUCUUUGGGAUUUUGGAAUGCUGGGCUCCAUCAAAAUGGAAUCGCACGACCUUUCUGAAUGGAAUUCGUACUAUAAUGAACCCACAGAGGUAUUUCCCUCUGUGAGCACCAUGGCGUCCAGCUUGGGACCUAUGAACCCUAUCAAUUCCUACGUGACGUUGAACCCCCUCAGUUCCCCCAGUUCUAUGAACCUUACUUAUCCAAACAGCGGCUUGGGUAGCCCUUCUCUUGCCGGGCUGACCAAUGCCACCAGUCCCAUGAACCUUCCUUCAGUGGCCUCUCCUGUCAGCCCCGUAUUGACUCAACUGGGAGCUCAGGCUUCCACUAUCAAUCCUCUGUCAUCCUAUCAAAAUGUUGGCCAGUCAAUGGCUCCACUAGGCUACUCACCUUCAAGCAUCAACAGGCCCAAAGAGAUCAGCAAGUCAUACCGGCGCACGCUGACCCAUGCCAAGCCGCCCUACUCUUACAUCUCGCUCAUCACCAUGGCGAUUCAGCAGGCCCCAAGCAAGAUGCUGACCCUCAACGAGAUCUACCAGUGGAUCAUGGACCUCUUCCCCUACUACCGUGAAAACCAGCAGCGCUGGCAGAACUCCAUCCGCCACUCUCUCUCCUUCAAUGACUGCUUUGUGAAGGUGGCCCGCUCCCCAGACAAGCCUGGCAAAGGCUCCUACUGGGCCCUCCACCCAAAUUCAGGCAACAUGUUUGAAAACGGCUGUUACCUGAGGCGCCAGAAGCGUUUCAAAAUCGAGGACAAGGCCAAGAAGCCCAACUCCAAGGCUUCCAAUGCCCAAGAACAACCCCCUAAGAUUUCCGAGGGUCUUCAGGAAGGCCAGAGCCCCAACACGGGGUCUGAAGGGGCUGAGUCUGGCCACUCAGAUACCUCCCAUGGCUCCGAGGAGCAAAGAGGCUUGGUCCAGUUAGAUUGCUCAGGGGCCCAGGGCUCGUCCCCCGUUUCUGAAGCUUCUCCAGCCCCGAUCUCCCAGUCCAUGAAUAGCCACUACUAUGCAACCUCCAUUACCAACCUCGAUCUUCCUAGCGAUCUCAAAAUAGACCAUCAGUUCAACUUCAACCACCCUUUUUCUAUCACCAAUCUGAUGUCCACAGAGCAGAGCCACAAAAUCGACUACAAGUAUGACCAGACAAUGGCAUUCAGUGGCUACAGCUCCCCACAUUCAUUGGAAAGCAAGCACACCUACGAAACACCCACCUCACUCACCGAGUCCAGCCAAUACUUGCAGAGCCUGUACAGCGGCCGCUCCUUGCUCAAUGCCUCGUAAGGUUGCUGCCCUGUUAUCACGAGAAAAAGGAGGAGGUCAGAGAAAGAAGAGACUCUGCCUCGUUCCACAAUCACCCGCAAGACCAUCAACGAGAUGUUCCUUCCCAUUGCCAACCAAUUGCAUCAUGGCCAGUGGAAAGGAGUCAGAAGCCAGAGUCUGCUAGACCUUGAUGAACCACACACUUUCCAGACCUCAAGACCGAUGUUGCCUCAUAGUGGUCAAUAACUCCUUUGGAGGCCUUCCAUUCCAAUAUAUUCACUUGCCCGUAGUGACCAGGGAGCAGCAAGAGAGAACAAUUCCACACUUUGCUGCAUCAACCAAUGGCCAGUUGGGCAGGAAUGGCCACAGAUUCAUCUUCACUUCAGCACAGUUGUACUGUUGUCAACAGGGGUUCCCAUGCUUCAAACUCUGUCAUCUCAAAAUGCUGGACCACACUCUGAACUCUACAUUUACUAAAGAUGAGGCUUGAUAUCCAGGAGUGGAGCUUUGAUGAAUGUCUGUAUAUUACUCAAAGGGACAUAGGAAAGGAAAUUCCAUAAUGUGGAGCAAGCUGGGGACCAUUCAUCAGCCUAGAACAUUUGACUUUGCAGUCUCAACAAAGAUGUUACAGUCAGUGGUUGAACUCUGGUCUUGGGGUACUCAAACCUACCUAUUUAGGUCAGAAUUGUACUUGGUGGGUCUCUAUUGUUACACACACACAAAGGGGUUUGGUUACACCAAAGACAAUUUAGGCCUCCACCAGAAGAGGAGCAAGGAGAAUAUAUUUCAGAUUUUUUUUUAAAGUGCCUUUAUAUUUAAAUAUUUGUGUUUUCUGUUGGGAAAAAGGGUAAAAAGUUGAUUUAAUAUAUCAUUAUUUAGCGACAAUACAGGGGGGUGUCUUUCUUUCAAGUCUCUCUCUCUCACUCUCUCUCUGUAUUCAUGAUAAUUAAAAACAAAAUAAUAUUCAAUGGGUUUUUUUUCUCCUGGCAGGAGUGUUUAAAUCUGACCUGGGGCAUCAUCUAAGAUGACUUCUAGUCCCUAACAUCCAGGACAUAAAGAUACUUAUUUAUUUGAAUAUAUUAAACUGCCUUUCACCAAGUCA